GUAACUCUUGGACUGCUAAAUGGUUUAGUGGUUAAAGCUGUGAAUCAUGAUAACUCAAGUGGACCUUCUUUAUAUGCGACUGGUUCGACAAACUACUCGAGUUCCAGUCAAGUCUAUGCAAUGGUUCAAUGUACGCCGGAUAUAACACCAACUCUAUGUGAGGCAUGUCUUAGAACAUCUAUUGGGACGUUGUCUUGUUGUACUGAUUCAGAAGGUGGUAGAGUUCUUACUCCUAGUUGUACGUUUCGAUACGAGGUCUAUUCUUUCUAUGGAAAAUCUCUGUAUACCACUGAAGCUCAAUCUCCAGCUCCUCCAAUUCUACGAUCACCGUCAAAUACAACUACUUCAAAUGGGAAUAAUUGGAUGAAACUAGCUGUCGGUAUCGCUGUUCCUUUGGGGAUUGCAGUACUACUAUCACCCUUUGCUGUUUGGUGGUUCCGUUUCAACAAGAGAAAGACGACGGAUGAUGGCAAAUACUACGCCCCGAAUAUGGACCAAGAUAUUCAAAGUGCAGAAUCAGUACAGUUCAAUUUCAAUAUGGUAAGGGAUGCAACUAAUAACUUCGCCGAGGCUAAUAAGCUUGGAGAAGGUGGAUUUGGCCCUGUUUAUAAGGGCACACUGCGUGAUGGACAAGAAGUAGCUGUGAAAAGACUUUCUAAAAGCUCUGGUCAAGGUGAUCAAGAAUUCAAGAAUGAAGUCUUAUUAUUAGCUAAACUUCAGCAUAGGAAUCUUGUGAGACUAUUAGGCUUUUGUUUACAUGGACAAGAGAAACUGCUUGUGUACGAGUUAAUGGAUGCAAGUCUCGAUCAUUUCAUAUUUGAUACUGGGGAAAAGACGUCUUUAAACUGGGAGAGAAGAUACAAGAUUGUUGGAGGAAUUGCUAGAGGUCUUCUUUAUCUUCAUGAGGAUUCUCGACUCAGAAUUAUUCAUCGGGAUCUCAAAACGAGCAAUAUAUUAUUAGACGCAGAAAUGACCCCAAAAAUUUCAGAUUUUGGCAUGGCUAGGCUUUUCGUUGUAGAUCAAACUCAAGCUAAUACAAUGAGAGUCGUCGGGACAUAUGGAUAUAUGGCUCCGGAGUACGCAUUGCAAGGACGUUUCUCUGUAAAAUCAGAUGUUUUCAGUUUUGGUGUCUUAGUUCUUGAGAUUCUUAGUGGAAAGAAGAACACUGCAUUUUACGAAUCCGUAGCAGGUGGUGCACAAGAUCUUCUGACAUACGCAUGGAGACAUUGGCAAGAAGAUACAGCCAUGGAACUGUUAGAUUCAACAUUGAAAGAGAACUGUUCCAGAAAUGAAUUUAUGCGGUGUGUCCACAUUGCCCUACUAUGUGUUCAAGACAGUAUUUCAGAUAGACCGACGAUGGCCUCAGUCAUUUUAAUGCUUAAUAGCAACUCAAUGACACUGCCGUUACCUACACGCCCUGCAUAUUGUGUUUUCAGAUCAAGCAAUGGAAGAUGCAUGGAGUGUGAAUCAGGUUUCCGUCACUGAACUGAAUCCUCGUUAAAAAAAAUAUACCACCCUCGCAUAAGAUCUGAAAAUCGCACAAGUGGAAGACAGAUGGGAAAAAGUUAGCAUAAUGUGAAUUUUAUCAAUCAGUUUUUGUGAUUAUUUUUGUACCUCCAAGGAAGUCAUUCACCAACGGCUUGUGGGUAAAACUGUCAUGAGAUCUCAAGUGGGCUUGGGACAUAAGCCCAAUUCACCAUCCCCUUAACCAUUAGUAGGUCCAUUACCCGAAUUGCAUGCAGCCACCACCGCCAACAUCAAGUGUGCCACCCUCCGCCAAUGGCUAAAAGGAUGAAGAUUGUUACGGUGUAUGUCACCACUUCCUGCGGCAAGUCAUCCACCGGGGACACAAAAAAAUUUGGACAUCAAGAUCACCGUUCUAUUUUAGUCUAGUUUUCAUGAGUUUGAUAACGUAGGAAAUACCAAUUAGUCCUAGAAAUAAUAUAUUAGAGUUAGUUUAGUCAAGUUGAUUGAGUCAGUUGUUUGUUUGGUCCAUUUUAAAAAUAUAUUUUACAGUUUGGUCCUGCAAAUUAACAUUUGGUCCUAGUCCUAGGGUUUUGUCCACCCACAUGGAAUAUUCUUUUUCUGUUAUUAAAAUACCCUU
Molecule: messenger RNA, 2104 nt
Organism: Papaver somniferum (opium poppy)
Lineage: Eukaryota; Viridiplantae; Streptophyta; Magnoliopsida; Ranunculales; Papaveraceae
Product: cysteine-rich receptor-like protein kinase 10
Exons: 7
Coding region: 121-1485 (454 amino acids)
Biological process (GO): protein phosphorylation
Molecular function (GO): ATP binding; protein kinase activity
Source: RefSeq, a predicted model, not a curated record